Molecule: messenger RNA, 3711 nt
Organism: Uranotaenia lowii
Lineage: Eukaryota; Metazoa; Arthropoda; Insecta; Diptera; Culicidae
Product: protein MTO1 homolog, mitochondrial
Exons: 5
Coding region: 83-2062 (659 amino acids)
Biological process (GO): tRNA methylation; tRNA wobble uridine modification
Cellular component (GO): cytosol
Molecular function (GO): flavin adenine dinucleotide binding
Source: RefSeq, a predicted model, not a curated record
UUUGGUGUUUCAUUGGUUUCAUUCGUUUCAUUGAUAAGGCGGCUGUUUGAUUGUUAUGCCAUCGUUUUUGCUGUAGGAAAAAAUGCUUCCCAAAUUAAAAUUCGCUCUCACGAACUGCCAAUAUCUGACAAGAAAUCGUGUUCUCAAUCACAGAUGUCUUUCAUCGGCAACCUUCGACCCACAAUGUUACGAUGUGGUUGUGGUGGGUGGCGGACAUGCCGGAACCGAGGCUUGCAGUGCCGCUGCCCGGAUGGGAGCUCGAACUCUACUGGUCACCCACAAGCGGUCCACCAUCGGGGAGAUGUCCUGUAAUCCGUCUUUCGGAGGGAUCGGAAAGGGUCACUUGAUCCGGGAGGUUGACGCGCUAGAUGGCGUUUGCGGGAGAUGCUGUGACCGGAGCGGAGUUCAGUAUAAGGUUCUGAACAAGAGACGUGGGCCGGCCGUUUGGGGACCGAGGGCACAGAUUGACCGGACCCUGUACCGGAAAGCGGUUCAAGAAGAGCUAGCUGGGACCGAUAACUUGGAGAUUGUUGAGGCUUCUGUGGAGGAUAUAAUUUUGGAUGAUAGACAGAUCAAGGGUAUCAGCUUGAAGAGUGGAAAUGUUAUUCAUACGAAAUCGCUGGUCAUAACGACUGGCACGUUUUUAAGAGGUCAGAUUAACAUUGGUUUGAAAACUUCGCCGGCUGGAAGGAUCGGCGAUGAACCGGCCAUCGGUCUUGCCAAAAGUUUGGAAAAUUUAGGAUUUCGUUUGGCAAGGUUGAAAACCGGUACCCCACCUAGGAUCAAAGCGUCGUCCAUUGAUUUCAGUAUAUUGGAGAGACAUCCAGGGGAUAAUCCUCCUGUUCCGUUCAGUUUUAUGAACGAAAAGGUUUGGUUGAAACCGGAAGAGCAGCUUGAUUGCUACCUAACCCAUACCAGUAUGGACGUGAAUGAAAUAGUAAGAAAUAAUCUGCAUUGCAAUCGACACGUGACUGAAGAACUUACAGGCCCAAGAUAUUGUCCUUCAAUUGAGUCAAAAGUACUGAGGUUUGGACAUAAAACCCAUCAAAUUUGGCUUGAACCAGAGGGCUUCGAUAGCGAUUUGAUCUAUCCAAAUGGUCUGUCUUGUACGCUUCCAGAGGAAGAACAAGUCAAAUUAGUCCGCUGCUUACGUGGCUUGCAGCGAGCGGAAAUAACACGACCUGGUUAUGGAGUGGAAUAUGAUUUUGUCGAUCCCAGGGAACUUUUCCCAACACUUGAAACCAAACGAGUGGAUGGGUUAUACUUUGCUGGUCAAAUUAACGGAACCACCGGCUAUGAGGAAGCUGCCUCUCAAGGAAUUUUGGCCGGAGCUAAUGCAGCAGCUAAAAUUCUCGGACGAAAUCCACUAACAGUCAGUCGAACGGAAGGUUACAUCGGAGUAUUGGUUGAUGAUCUGACGACCUUGGGAACGAAUGAACCCUAUCGCAUGUUUACCAGCAGGGCUGAAUUCCGUUUGAGUUUACGACCAGACAAUGCCGAUCUCAGACUAACGGAAAAAGGAUACGAAAUCGGUUUGGUUUCAGAGGAAAGAUAUCGAAAAAUGGAAGACAUUCGUCAAAGAUUAGCAAAAGCCAUAGAACUGCUCAGUGAUAUCAAGAAAGGAAGCAACACGUGGCGAGAACUUUUGAGACUCCCCUUGGGUAAAGCCAGUAUCUACAAAAGUGCCUUCGAAAUGUUGGCCAUCAGUGUCGAGGAAAUUAGUACCGCGAACCUGUGUGAACUUGAACCUAGCAUUCUGGGCUGGAUUAAGGACGAUCCGGUGCUUUGUGAACGAUUAAAGAUUGAAGCGCUCUACAGCCUUUCGAUAAAGGAACAGGCCCGGGAAGUCGAAGAAGUCCAGCAGCACGAACAGCUUCAUAUACCAAAAUCCAUCGACUACCUUUCAAAAUCUCUCAAUCUCUCCUUCGAAGAACAGGAAAAACUUGUUCAUAUCCAACCGCAAACGAUUGCCGCGGCCAGCAGAAUACAGGGCAUAACGCCGUCCACGAUUGUUCGAUUGGUCCGUUACGUUAAGCAGCAUCAAAUGGUCGCUCAGUGCUAAGUGAGGUUCGUUCGGAUUACAUUCAAAACCACUUUGAACACUGUAAAACACCUAUUACUUUUUUAUUUGGGGGCUACAAUUUAAAUAGUGUAAGCAACUGUUGCUCGAGUAUAAAUAUAAAUAGUUUCUGUAAAUAUUUAUGUACACACAAAAACAAAUCAUCGGGUUGUUCAUUUUGAACAAUAAGUUUAAUUUUAGAUCCUAUGAGUAGUCAAUAAGAAUAAAGACUUACAAAGUGCUUAACAAGUUGUAAAAUUAAUAGAACAGCAUGAGUGAAUGUUGUCGCGUAAGAAGAGGUAUAUAAAGUAAUGUCUUUGUUUGAAACUUUAAGCCAGAUUAGCGCGGAAGCAGUUUACGAUUAGUGUGCCAUAUCGGUUCCGCGCGUCUCGUAGGGAAGCAUAAUGCAGGCUACGCUGGCACAAACGGCAAAGAACCCAUACACCGAUACGGCACUCCAGAUGGAAGUUUGAAACAAGACCUGCGCUAUGUAGGGUGUAGCCAUGGCACCUAAUCGUGCUAGUGCCGAGCACCCCCCAACUCCCACCGAUCGCAGGGCCGUUGGGUAUACUUCGGGAGUGUAAACGUAAGCUGCUUGGAACAGGCCUGCAAUGACGCCACGUGCCAUGAACAGGAUUAUCGUCAGAACAACACGACUGUGGAAAAAUUAAAAACAUGAUUAAAAAUUAGUUUCCCAAAACUGUUGAAAACAAACUUACACUUCAGUCAUCGUGAUCAUCAGGACGCACCCGGCGUAGAACAAAAACUGCAGUGCCAUCGUCUUCUUACGGCCAAACUUCUCGAUAACAUAAAUGGUUGCGAAAAUACCAGGAAAUUCGGCUAGCGUCGUCCAUAGUAGAUCCAUAUAAUCAGUCGUUGCCAGAGGGUGACAAUCGGUGUCCAUAUCUGGCCCUAUGGUUUUAUUUCUUCCUCCGAACAACUCAGUGGACAUCAGAACUAGUCCGUAAUAACAGAACGCGCAUGACAUCCAGAUGAACCACAGAAGCAACGUGGUUCGACGCAGAGAACUCCCUAGCAGAGCUUUGAAACUUCCUCUGGAUCCGGUUGGGCCUUCCACCACCAGUCGACCUAGUAGCAUUGGCCUCUUGUUAUCUUUGGCAAUCUACGGUUGUUAAGAUUACGUUUUAAAAACUGUCUCAAAAAUGCUAGUUGAAUAACAAACCUGUUCAAGUGUGCUCAACGCCUUAUCAUUUUGACCGCUGGUCACGUGGAAUCGUGCCGAUUCGGGUAGCCACUAGGAUUAAAAAAAAGAAGAAAUUCAAACUGUUGACAAUUCAGACAUCUAAAUUAUAUCUUACCGGAGUAAUGACGGCAAAGGCAAAUAGUGGGGCCGCCGACAGACCCAGAAGCCAUCGCCAGCCCAGGUUGGGACCAACGGCCAAAGCUAAAGCCACCUCGAAACAUGCUCCGAGAGCCCAGAAACACUGUGGAAGAAAAAUAUUAUCAUAGUUAGACCAUCGUUGAGCUGUAUAAACAUUUGAGCAAUAACUCACAUCCAAUAGAACCACACAUUUGGCCCGUUGUUUUGUCGGUAGGAAUUCAGCGUACAGGGUGACUCUGAAAGGCAAAAGAACAAAACGUUUGUCUAAUACUGUUUGCAGCAUGAAUGCUUGUCUAGAGGAAAAUAGAGA